GCUGAAUCCAUCUUGUCAAACACAUAAUCUACUCUACCAAGGAGUUUCGCCCACUUUUCACGGUGACCAUAUCCUUUUAACAACGGACUGAUCUCAACAGCUCUUGGUUCAAGCUUUCCCCCACCUAUUUCGUUCAUUGUCUGAGCACCUCGACCUCUACCCCACUCCUCAAAAUGGCUGACGGUCUUGGGGCUCUUGCGCAGCUCCUUGAGGCAAGUUUGGACCCCAGGCAAAACAAGCAAGCCGAACUUGCUCUCCGCCAGGAGGAGAAAAAGCCGGGCUACUCUUUGCAGCUUCUUCAAAUCACUGCCUCCGCUACUUACCCUUAUACCACCCGUCUGGCUAGUGCGCUUUGCUUCAAGAACUUCAUCAAGAGGAACUGGACCGACGAAGAUGGAAAUUACAAGCUCCAAGAGGACGAGGUCGCCACAAUCAAGCGGGAGCUGAUCAGCUUGAUGAUCUCCGUGCCUGCAAACAUCCAAAGCCAGCUCGGUGAAGCUGUCAGCGUAAUUGCUGAUAGUGACUUCUGGCAGAGAUGGGAUACCCUAGUGGAUGAUCUCGUUUCCAGGCUCCAACCUAUCAACCCCACGGUCAACAACGGCGUCCUACAAGUUGCGCACUCCAUCUUCAAGAGAUGGAGACCCUUGUUCCGGUCGGAUGAGCUUUACAGUGAAAUCAACCAUGUCCUCGAGAGAUUUGGCAGUCCUUUCUUGGCGUUAUUCGAGGGAUUGGACACCUUCCUUGAACAAAACAAAGCCAACAAAGAAAACCUCAUUCAAGGUUUUACUCAGCUCAACUUGAUGGUCAAGUUGAUGUACGACCUCUCUUGCCACGAUCUUCCACCCAUGUUCGAAGAAAAUAUUUCAGGGAUAGCUUCGCUCUUGCUCAAGUACCUCACGUACGAUAACCAACUGCUGCACACUGAUGAUGACACCGAAGCCGGACCUUUGGAGUUCGCUCGCGCCGGAAUUUUCGAAGUCUUGACUCUUUAUGUUCAGAAAUAUAUGGAUGAGUUCAAGCCUCAUGUCGGCCAAUUUGUUGAGAGCUCCUGGAACUUCCUGACCACGGUCGGACAAGAAACCAAGUACGACAUUCUGGUCAGCCGAGCUCUGCAGUUCUUGACUUCCAUUGCUGGCAUGUCUGAGCAUGCAGUUGUGUUCCAAGCCGAAGGCACACUUAGCCAGAUAAUUGAAAAGGUCAUUCUGCCCAAUGUUAGCUUGCGUGAGUCCGACGAAGAGCUUUUCGAGGAUGAGCCGAUUGAAUUCAUCCGCCGCGACCUGGAGGGUUCCGACAGCGACACCAGACGCCGUGCUGCUACUGACUUCUUGAGACGUCUUGCUGAGAGAUUUGAAGAGUCCGUCACUACUGUGGUCCUUAAGUACACAGAGCACUAUCUUGCGGAGUAUGCCAAAGAUCCUGCUUCAAAUUGGAAGGCCAAGGAUACUGCCACUUAUCUCUACUCCGCUGUGGCGGCCAAGGGAGUUGCGACUGCCAGUCACGGUGUCACCGCUACGAAUUCGCUCAUUAGCAUUACCGAUUAUUUCCAGAAGCAUCUUGCUGCCGACCUCGUCAACAGUGAGGGAGUACACCCCAUUCUCAAGGUCGACGCCAUCAAGUAUCUGUACCUCUUCCGGAGUAUCAUCACCAAGGAACAGUGGCAAGAAGUACUUCCCAUGCUUGUCAACCAGCUUGGUUCUUCGAACUUUGUCGUGUAUAGCUAUGCAGCAAUUGCUGUUGAGCGAGUGCUAUACCUUGCGGAUAGCCAGGGCCAACCGAUUAUUGCUCCUGCUACUAUCACGCCCUUGGCCAAGGAUCUUCUAGAACACAUCUUCUCUUUGAUCGAAAAGGACCCUGCCCCUGAGAAGGUCCAGGAGAAUGAGUUCUUGAUGAGAUGUGCCAUGAGAGUUCUUAUUGUCAUCAAGGAGGGUGUUGUCCCCCACACUGACAUGGUCCUUCAGCACCUGAUCAACAUCACAACCGUGAUCAGCCGCAACCCUAGCAACCCCAGGUUCUAUUACUUCCAUUUCGAAGCUUUGGGUGCCUUUAUACGUUUUGCCGCCCCUGCCAAUCCGGAGAAACUUGAGCAAGCCCUCUACACGCCUUUCGCCGAAAUCCUACAAGGCGACGUUCAAGAGUUUAUGCCUUACAUUUUCCAGCUUUUUGCUGCUCUGCUUGAAGCCAAUCCUUCCGGAACCCUGCCGAACUAUUACCAAAAUCUGAUUGCGCCAAUCCUGAUGCCUGUCAUGUGGGAGUCGAAGGGUAACAUCCCGGCGCUUGUGCGGUUGCUAUCCAGCAUCAUUCCUCGCGGUGCUCAGUACAUCAUGCAAAAUGACCAGGUUGCACCUAUCCUCGGUAUUUUUCAGAAGUUGCUCUCGACCAAGACCAAUGAAGGUUAUGGUUUCGAUCUGUUGGAGGCCGUCAUUACAGGAUUCCCUCCUGCAACACUUGAGCAGUAUUUCGUCUCUAUCAUGCAGGUCAUCCUUACACGUCUCCAAAAUUCGAAGACUGAAACUCUCACUAUUCGAUUUGUUCGUUUCUUCCAUUUUGUAUCCGCUCAGGACGAGAGGGGUUACAGCGCCGACUUCUUCAUUCAAGUGGUAGACAAGGUACAACCAGACCUGUUCACACCCAUUUACUUGAACAUUAUCCUCCCAGAGACGCAAAAGCUGGCCCGCCCAUUGGAUCGCAAGACCGCUGUACUAUCAUUCACCAAGACCCUGGCUAACUCGGAGGCAUUUGCCAACCGCUACAAGAAGGGGUGGGCUUUCACCUGCGAAGCUCUGCUCAAGCUUCUGGAGCUUCCUCCUCUUCCUGCAAGCAAGGACGAUAUCAUUGCUGAGCACGACGUCGAGGAUAUGGCAUUUGGUGUCGGCUUUACCGCAUUGAACAGCAUCCGGCCUGUGCCCCGUGACCCUUGGCCCGAGACUGGUGCCGAUCUCAAGGCUUGGACCGGAAAGUAUUUAAAGGAAGCAGAUGCCAAGUACAGUGGCCGGAUAUCUGGCUUUGUUCAAGAGCGUCUUGGAGAGGAUGCCAAGCGCGUGCUCACCAGCUACAUUGCAUAAGCAAGUCGUGGACUUGGUUUAGCAUCCUAAGUCUAGGCACUUUGCUGGCGUCUCUAUAAGCUUUAUAUUUUUUCUUAUUUGCAUAUUCCCCUAAAAUAAACCACGGAGAGGAAAUGAUAUGUGGGUGCGGCUGCAUCCCUGUAUGUCCUGAUGAACUAUAGAUGAAGAAUUCAACCUGCUUAAUAACUUGAUGUACUUAC
This is a messenger RNA of Aspergillus saccharolyticus JOP 1030-1, 3262 nucleotides long. RefSeq names its product putative chromosome segregation protein Cse1. NCBI's taxonomy places the organism in Eukaryota, Fungi, Ascomycota, Eurotiomycetes, Eurotiales, Aspergillaceae. Gene Ontology annotation, cellular component: cytosol; nuclear envelope. The record is from RefSeq and is a predicted model, not a curated record. The transcript is spliced from 8 exons. Gene Ontology annotation, molecular function: nuclear export signal receptor activity; small GTPase binding. Gene Ontology annotation, biological process: protein import into nucleus; protein export from nucleus. Bases 174 to 3062 code for a protein of 962 amino acids.